CCCAAAGUACCCUGUCAAGUUUCGUAGCCUCGCCUUUCUUUUUCAUUCUGCAUUCUAUCUUUUCUCUAGGUCAACGUACAUUUGAAAACAGCAUAUUUAGUGCGGCGAUUCUCUAGAUAAGGGGCAAGGUUUGUCAAGGCUUCGCAUUACGUCGCCAUAGAGGUCGUCACCUCGACCGUCACUCUGAUUGGCCUACCUCUCCCUUGCGUCACACCCAGUAUUUCUACAUCGAUACAUUUAAGGUUACGUUUGGUACCUUGGUAACAAAGAAGGAAGCUUUUGUAUUUGCUACUGAAGGAUAUACCGUAAUCUCUGCCUCGUCCUACAUCGUUCGAUCCCGCCGCGCGGCGGACCUGCCUCCUACCACGCAACCGAAAUGGCCGACUCUGACGGUGAUUACCACGCAGACGAUGCCUCCGAAGAUGAGUUCGGGGACCACCAAGUUUCCUCUCGCUCGGGGCUCUCCUCCCGUUUAGAUUCGCGCACAGACAAGCCAAAGAAAGGCGGCCGGAAAGCAGGCAGGGCUGCAUGGGAAGAUCUCCAACGGUCGUGGGACGUGGUAGUCGAGGGCGAGGACGGGACACUUGCAGGCACUAUCGAGGGCCUUGCCGAGGCACAGAAGCGAGCGCGACUAUUGAAGGACACAACGCCGUUACAACGCGGUAUCAUACGGCAUCUCGUAUUAGUCUUGGACAUGUCCUUCGCGAUGCUCGAGAAGGACCUACUGCCCACGCGCCACCAGCUGAGCAUGGCUUACGCCUCGGAAUUUGUGCGCGAGUAUUUCGAGCAAAACCCCAUUUCACAACUCGCUGUUAUCGGCAUGCGCGACGGCAUCGCGGUACGGAUAAGCGACAUGAGCGGAAAUCCAGGCGACCAUCUCGAGAAGCUCCAGAGCUGGGUCAAGCAAGAUCCACAGGGCAACCCGAGUCUACAGAACGCUCUCGAAAUGUGUCGCGGAGCUCUCUUUCACACACCUACCCACGGCACGCGCGAGGUUCUGAUAGUAUACGGUGCGCUAAUGUCAAGCGACCCGGGCGACAUCCACGACACGCUGCAAUCCCUCAUAAAGGAUCGCAUACGGGUGUCUAUUGUAGGGUUAGCAGCACAGGUCGCUAUCUGCGAGGAGUUGUGCUCGAAGACCAAUGGGGGCGACACUUCGAGCUACAACAUUGCUCUCCACGAGCAAAACUUCCGAGAUCUAUUACUAGAAGUCACAACGCCACCCGUCACACGCACCAAAGAGCAGAGCAAUGCUAGCCUGCUCAUGAUGGGAUUCCCGUCGCGCACGCUCGCCGCGCCCGACACCACCAACUACUGCGCCUGCCACCACAGGCCCACCCGCGAGGGUUACGGGUGCACGCGGUGCGGCACCCGCGUCUGUCGGCUACCCGCGGAGUGUCCUGGCUGCGGGCUGACGUUGAUCCUCUCCACCCACCUGGCGCGAUCCUACCACCACUUAUUCCCGUUGCGGAACUGGGUCGAGGUCCCCUGGAGCGAGGCGAGAUUGUCCAAGGUGUGCCACGCGUGUCUGACGCCCUUUCCGGAGCGAAGUGGUGCUGCUGCCAAUGCCAAAGGAGGACCAACACAAGAUAAUAAACCAGAUCGACCGCCUGUGAAGGGCCUUAGCGAGUCUGGGCGCUACGCAUGCGAGGUCUGCGACAACCAUUUUUGCAUCGACUGUGAUUUGUUCGCGCACGAGGUACUGCAUAAUUGCCCGGGGUGCCAGAGCGAUACGCGAGGGAGGGCAAGCGUCGCGCAAAACGGCGAGGCGAAUGGUUCGGCGAUGGAAAUUGAUUCUUGACCUGCCAGUUUCGUCAGUUCUCGAGAACGACUCUGGGACACGAGUUACGCCACGUUCACGCCACGCCAUACAUCGCGGAGAGAAGUGGAUGAUUCUUCAGCGAUUGUUUGUGUAGAGCAAAGCUGUAUUUGGAUGGGAUACAUAACAGCCAAAAAAGAAACUGAAAGCAUUUUACGGCAUCGGGGCAUCAUUGUAGGCGUUCAGGGGGUCAAGCGGAUUAUGAAACUUAGCUAACUAUUUCUGCUAAUUUAUUCUUCACGAUUGAUUUCGGAAGAAAAGGGAAAGAGGGGGGGAGAGGAAAGAAAAUUGAUUUCGGAAGUAAAUUACACAUUUAUAUUCAUGGCACUGGAAAUCAGUGGGAUCGAUGUAUUGGAGAGCUUCACUGGUAAUUGAUUGCAUGGCGGCUGUUUUUUUGUAAUUUAGUUUGGGCAUGGGAAAUGGAUAGGUAGGUAGGUAGGUAGGUAGAUGGCGAUGAAGAAAAGUAUCGUGUCAUCAUCGCCUUUGAGAUUGAGAGUAUUGUCG
Messenger RNA from Xylaria bambusicola, 2323 nucleotides. RefSeq names its product Ssl1-like-domain-containing protein. Gene Ontology annotation, cellular component: transcription factor TFIIH core complex; transcription factor TFIIH holo complex. The record is from RefSeq and is a predicted model, not a curated record. The transcript is spliced from 2 exons. Bases 377 to 1801 code for a protein of 474 amino acids. Lineage: Eukaryota; Fungi; Ascomycota; Sordariomycetes; Xylariales; Xylariaceae. Gene Ontology annotation, biological process: DNA-templated transcription; regulation of transcription by RNA polymerase II; nucleotide-excision repair. Gene Ontology annotation, molecular function: zinc ion binding.